GUCUGCUGUCAUCAAACAGUAUGGAGGCUUUUGUAGCUGAGCGGUGAGGAGUGCGGUUUUUAUUUCUCCAAAAGCGGAGAAACUGACAGGAUUCGGCAGAACGAGGUCGUUCACAACGGAGAGUAAAACCUCCAACUGAACAAGAAGGUCAUUAAACGGUCUUUGAGAGAAACUGAAGUGCUGAGUGUGUCUGGAGUUGAGUGUGAGUAUAGUGUCAUGGCAGGGACCUCAGAGUCAGAGAAACGCUUCAGGUUCGUGGUCGUAGGUGGAGGCAUCGCUGGAGUGACCUGUGCAGAGCAGCUUGCAUUGCAGUUCCCUUCUGAGGACAUUGCUCUGCUGACAGCUGCUCCACUGGUGAAGACUGUGACAAAUUUCAGACAGGUUUCCAAGACUUUAGAGGACUUCAGUGUGGAAGAGCAGCCAGCCAGUGUUUUGGAGGAGAAGUAUCCAAACCUGAAAGUUAUUCAGUCAGCAGUUAAAGCCCUCCAAGCAAAGCAACAUAUGUUGCAGACUGAGAAUGGGCAGGUAUUUCAUUAUGAGAAGCUGUGUCUCUGCAGCGGCGCCAGACCUAAACUCCUUAUCCAGGAUAACCCAAACGUGCUGGGCAUACGAGACACGGACAGUGCCCAGGAAUUUCAGAAGCAUUUAUCCAAAGCCAAGCGCAUGGUAGUUGUUGGAAAUGGAGGCAUUGCUUUGGAAUUAGUGUAUGAAGUGGAGGGCUGUGAAGUGAUCUGGGCUAUAAAGGACAAGGCCAUAGGGAAUACAUUCUUUGAUGCAGGAGCUGCUCAGUUUCUCAUCCCCUCACUGGAGGCAGACAAGCCAGAAAAAGCACUGCCCUGCAAGAGAACACGCUACACCGCUGAUAAAGCCACAACCUCUAAAGAUGGAUCAGGAGAGCUUGGUAGUGCCUUAGGUCCAGACUGGCAUGAGGGCAUCAGCCUAAGAGGAACAGAGGAGGUGUCCCACAGAGUCCAUGUAGAAUAUGAGUGUGAGAUUAAAACGAUGUACUCACAGCAAGACUUUAUGAAAUCGCCACUCCAUACACAGGAAACGGAUUUAGGGCUGUGGCCAGUUUAUGCCCAUUUAACCAAUGGGAAGACGUUUGGCUGUGACUUCAUAGUCAGUGCUACAGGUGUGGUGCCAAACACUGAACCUUUUCUCCAUGGCAACAAUUUUGAACUGGCAGAGGACCGAGGGCUGAAGGUCAACGAGCACAUGCAGACAUCUGAACCAGAUGUGUAUGCAGCUGGAGACGUGUGCACUGCAGGCUGGGAGCCCAGUGCCCUCUGGCAGCAGAUGCGUUUGUGGACGCAGGCAAGGCAGAUGGGCUGGUACGCUGCACGCUGCAUAGCGGCCGAUGUGUUGGGAGAAUCUAUCGAGCUGGACUUCUGCUUCGAGCUCUUCUCUCAUAUCACCAAGUUCUUCAAUUAUAAGGUGGUGCUGUUGGGAAAGUUUAAUGCACAGGGCUUAGGCUCGGAUCAUGAGCUGCUGGUGCGCUGCACGAAAGGUGAAGAGUAUGUGAAGGUUGUGCUGAGUGGCGGCCGCAUGAUGGGGGCCAUCCUCAUUGGAGAGACGGACUUGGAGGAGACGUUUGAAAACCUUAUCCUUAACCAGAUGGACCUGUCCUCAUAUGGCGAAGAGCUUCUGAACCCAAAUAUUGACAUCGAGGACUACUUUGACUGAUCGUGCUGGUUUUACCAAGUCAAGAAUGUUGAGGAACGUUUAGUUCAGGGAUUGUGGGUUUUAUCGUCAUAAGAUUCAAAUAAUCAAACAGGGAGGAAACGCUCUCAAAGAGAUUCAGUGCAAUAUUGUUAUCUCAAUAUGUUUAUAUGAGUGUUUACUUAAAAGAAGAAACAAGCACCUUACUAGGGGUUUGAUGAACAUGGUUUAUAAAAUAAUUUAAUAUUCUGACUUUUUUUGUAAAAAGAGAAAAAGCACCAUGACAGCAUCCAUGGGCUGUAUAAAGAUCCAGUCCUGCUGGACAUUCAGAAUGAUUUUGCUUUCAAGACUUGAACUCUUACUAGCUGUCCAGUUAUGAAAUAAAUGAGUAUUUCAUUA
Colossoma macropomum (tambaqui) is the source of this 2058-nucleotide messenger RNA. It is a transcript of the gene pyroxd1, whose product is annotated as pyridine nucleotide-disulphide oxidoreductase domain 1. Gene Ontology annotation, molecular function: oxidoreductase activity; flavin adenine dinucleotide binding. The record is from RefSeq and is a predicted model, not a curated record. Lineage: Eukaryota; Metazoa; Chordata; Actinopteri; Characiformes; Serrasalmidae. The transcript has 12 exons. The coding region runs from base 217 to 1683 and encodes 488 amino acids.